AUGGCAACACAGUUUUAUCUCACGUUACCGAGUAAUAGUUCUAUGGCUUAUUUUCAAAAUAAUACAGUGGCGAAUUUUCGAGUGAAAUUGGCCGAAACCAUUGUCUUGCCAGGCCAAUGGGAAGUGGCAUUGACGGAACUGCAUUACCCACAUACGUGGAGCACGCUAAAACGUGGAGUGCAACAAACGUUUUUGUAUAAAAUUGGCAGUAACCCUUAUCAAACUGUCGUGCUUAAAGAAACACAAUAUUCUUCUAUUGAGCAACUAACAAAAGCACUCAAUGCCGGCAUGUCAAAAGAAACACAAACGAAAGUAAAGUUUAGUUAUAAUCGUAGUGAUCGCAAAGUUUUGGUUGAUGUAAAACACGACACAACUGUGUGGUUUACCGGAGAAUUAGCAACGGUCUUGGGAUUUGACCAGGACACACUUAUUGAAAAGAAAACGUCGAGUCCCUAUCCUGCAGAUAUCAAUGGUGGAUUUUCCUCCAU
Paramuricea clavata is the source of this 488-nucleotide messenger RNA. NCBI's taxonomy places the organism in Eukaryota, Metazoa, Cnidaria, Anthozoa, Malacalcyonacea, Plexauridae. The record is from the annotation of a GenBank genome assembly.